GAAAUGUAGAUAUUUUCCGGAAAGAGAUCAAGUUGCAAAUAUUAUUGUGAUAUAUAAAAGGAACGUGCAGGUCUGCAUGAAAUGACCACGUCGCACGUUCUAUCCAUUAACCAUUCAACAUGAACCUUAUAAUCAAAUCAUUAACGUAAUAUAAUUGAUACAAAUAUGUUUGUUGAUAAAAAGACAUUAAAAUACACAAUUCAUUUUUGGAAAUAUAAUCUUCAUAUGUUUUAGUUUAUAGAUUGUCCUUAUGUUUUUGUCCAUUCCUUAUAUAUAGAGGACAAGAAGCUCCCGUGACUAAGUGAGUGACCAUCGGUGAAUUGAAAAAGAAAAAAAAGAAAAAGAUGGAGGUGGGAAUGAGGAAGCUCUCGUGGGCGUUGGCUCUUGUAUUCCUUACACUGAUUUCGGCAUCAAUGGCAACCUCGGAAUCAGAGGUCCCUUUCAUGGUUGUCCACAAGAAGGCGUCUCUAUCAAGCAUCAAAUCAGGAGUCCAACGCGUCUUCGUCACCGUUGACAUUUACAAUCAAGGAUCCUCAUCAGCAUAUGAUGUAAAUCUGGUAGAUGAUACCUGGAAUUCAAAUCUAUUUGAGAUUGUUAGAGGCAACACUUCAAAGUCAUGGGAAAAACUUGACGUUGGUCAGGUUCUGUCACAUUCAUUUGAGUUGAAGAGUAAGACAAAGGGUCUCUUCUAUGGUUCACCAGCUGUUGUUAGUUUCCGUGUCCCUUCUAAAGGUGUCCUUCAGGCUUAUUCAACUCCAAUAAUGCCUCUAGAUGUACUUGCUGAGACCAUCCCUGAAAAGAAGCUUGAUUUGGCAAAGAGAUUGGUGGGUAGAUUUGGACCUCAAAUCUCAGUGAUUUCGAUUAUUGUGACAUUUGUGUAUUUGAUGGUAACUCCAUCUAAGGGAAGCAAGAAGAAGCGUUGAGAUUAAACUUUUUGAUCUCGCCAUUUUUUUCACAUUUUCAUGUUAGCAAAAAGAUCUCUCUUUUUUGGAACCUUUAUCAUUUGUAGUUGACUUUUUUUUUAACUAUUGUGUUUUUCGAAUCAGACCAAUAGCACAACCCUUUACCAAAAAGAAAGUCAGACCAA
Messenger RNA from Eruca vesicaria subsp. sativa (arugula), 1087 nucleotides. The record is from the annotation of a GenBank genome assembly. NCBI's taxonomy places the organism in Eukaryota, Viridiplantae, Streptophyta, Magnoliopsida, Brassicales, Brassicaceae.